GUUCUUGAUUCGGCUGAUGAUGGAGAUUUGGAGCAGAGGGUGGCCGAUUUGCAAGCUGUGAGAAGAUCGGUUUCGCUGGAUUCUGUAUCGGCUCUGGGAAUCAGCUCUGUUCUGAAAGUGGAUUGUUCUUCUGGAGAAGGUGAAAUGGGGCAGAAAUGGGGUUCUUCUGCUGCCAUGAACAGGUCUGUUUCUUGCAGUGGGAAGUUUCUGAUGAGAAGUUCCACUCAGAGAAGUUGUGGAACGAAUCAAAAUUAAACUGUUUUUGUUAUUUUUGUUUUGUUUUGGGAGAUGUCUCUGAAGAUGGAGAUGUCUGAGAAACUGGGCUCAAGAAGCUGAGAGGUUUCUUCAAAAGCUGUUUCUUUUUUUCUUUUUUUGCUUUCUUUUUCUAUACAGAUGAUUCGAAUGGAUUAAUGAUAUAAGUGCAUAUACGAGGUUGAAAUUGAAA
This is a messenger RNA of Momordica charantia (bitter melon), 445 nucleotides long. RefSeq names its product E3 ubiquitin-protein ligase Os04g0590900. Lineage: Eukaryota; Viridiplantae; Streptophyta; Magnoliopsida; Cucurbitales; Cucurbitaceae. Gene Ontology annotation, molecular function: transferase activity. The record is from RefSeq and is a predicted model, not a curated record. Gene Ontology annotation, biological process: protein ubiquitination.